This is a messenger RNA of Symbiodinium natans, 2892 nucleotides long. The record is from the annotation of a GenBank genome assembly. NCBI's taxonomy places the organism in Eukaryota, Dinophyceae, Suessiales, Symbiodiniaceae.
AUGUCGACGGAGAAGCUUGAUGAUGAGACUUUUCUGAAUGUGUCGAUCGCCGACGCGAAGCAUUUUCCUGAGUCGGCUUCUGCAGAUGAGCUCUUCAGCGAGUUGGCCACUUCCGAUGGGUGCCCUCUCUUUGAGUGCGCCACGCUAGUUAAAUCGUCAGGCAUUGAUCUCAUGGAUUGCCCCUUGCAGCUGAACCUGAAGUUGCAUGUGCGGCGGAGGCUGCCGGAGGGAGCCGCGCUAUUGUGGCACAUGGUCUUGCCUUUGGCAGUAAUCAGCAAGAAUCUCUUACAGCCACCACAUGCGUGGGACACAUGGUUGGGUCUUCUUCCUGCCAACCAGAGCUUGGAAACACAUGCUCCCGAGAUGAUGUUCACGCAGGCCGUAAUUCAUCUUUUGGCCAAACCAGAGUAUCCAAAGCUGCGGUUGCAGUUCAAGUAUCACAACCCUGCGCUGCGAGCCAAGAUGGCUUUGCAGAAGCAGACAGAGCAAGAAUGGCGGCAGCAGCAAAACCUGAAAGCUGCAAGUUACGGACAGCAGCGCUUUCAGGACUUGCAGUCGCUAGGAGGUUUGCUUGAAAAGCGGCCCACCGACAAAUCUGACAAGGCAUCUGCUUGUGAAGAGGAUGCAGCCAGCCAGGGCAACAACGCAGGCGAGGCGAGCCAAGCGCCUGCGUCCGAGCCUCCGCCACGCACAGAUGUGGAUGCACGCGUCCAUGCAGGGGAGUCCGACCGGCACGACAGAGUGUCCUUGGCACUCGAUGCAUGUCUUCAACUACUCUUCGAGCAGCAGUCUGCCCACGGUGUGCAAUAUGACCCCUCUGAUUUGAGCAUUGAGCGCCUCGCUGCCUGCGAUGCCCCAGUGGAGCUUAUCAAGAGCCACUUUCAAGGUUUGCGACUCGCUGAGUCUGUAGAUGAGCAAGGUCUGGCGGAUAGCUUGCAGUAUGCGCUGCUUGGGACCCUCGACGACUUCGGUACUCAGGCCAGUGGCCUUGCUCAGCCGAGCCAGCUACUGGCUGUGAGAGAGCGCUACCCACUUAUUUGGCCUAUCUGCCGUCAAAUCUCAAAGCUCGCAAACGACAGAGUCCGACUCGUGGAGGAAAUCGAAGCCAGUGCGGCGCACCCAAACCUCGUCCAGGAAAAUGCACGACUCCGCACGGAACUGGUUGAGGCGCAAGAAAAGUCUCGCAAAGCGGAAGAAGAGCUGGCACGCAUGCAAGCCCGUGUCAAUGAUCUCACUGUAGCUUUGAGCCGAGGGCAGCUUCAAGUCCGGGAAGCCUGCAACUUCGAGGGCUUCGCCGCUCGUCGCCUGCAAAGCGCCUUGCGUCUGACAGCUCACGAUGAGCGCAGAUGGCCGGCACUUGAUGCAGCUGUGGAAGCAGGGGAGGCUGCCACGGACAGGUUGAGGGAGGCGCAGCUCACGAGGGCCAAGAAGAUUGCGGUUCUUACCCGAAGGGUGCUUAACCAGUGGCAGGAUGGGAUGCUCGAGAGACUACAGGAGGUGGUCGACUCACAGGACCUAGAGCUUCUGGAGACGCUGAAGCCCUGGGUCGAAAGAGCGCGGCUUUCAGACCAUCCAGAGGGCAUGGAUGUCGUGAUUCGUGUGGAGAAGCUCAGCAGCGCGACGGCAGCUCUGCAGUCUGCGCUCGAUGAGGGGACCGGGGCCGCCUUCCGGGAAGCACUGUGGAAAUCGGAGGAGGCGGCUUUGAAUCCGGCUCGUUGUGAGAUGCUGCAGAGAGUGGACACGGCCUACGGACCCAUCCGAGCCCGCAACCUUGCACGCUGGGCGAUAUUGGCUGCGCGCACGAAUGGUGACAAGGAAUGCCUCCAGGGAGCCCUUGUCGUCGCUGAACGGUCUGGUCUCAGCACAGACACUGUGACACAGUCCUUGCAGACGGCCAAGAGCGCCCGAGACAUGAUCUCGCAGAUUGCACAGCUGACAGUUGCCAGCAGGGAGGAGGACGUGUCCAAGCUGGAGAGAGCCAUCCAGAGCACAAAGAAUCCACAGGUCCAGGAGACGAAGUUGGGCCGGCGUGGCUCACUGGACAAGCUGCUGGCCGAGGUCCGGAUGGAGGCCCUCCAGACACUCUUCGACACCAAGCAAAAAGCCAAGGUGCAAGAGGAGAUCAAGGCUACGGCAGCCAAGCGUUCGACGCAGGUCUUGCAGGAGCUCCCCAAGAAGAUCCAAGAUGCAGAAAAGCUUAGGAUGUCGGGCGAUGCGAAAGAGGCCACCCGACUGUACAAGAAGGCGCUACUGGAAAAGGAGAUUCGCAGUGCCAUGGUUCUCUCCGACGGCAAUGCGCUGCGGAAUGCAGUUUCCAAAGCCGGCUCUUCUGCGUUUGCGGACAGUCUUGAUGACAAGCUUUUGGAGUCUGCUCGUGCAGCUUUGCGCGAGAUGACCCUGCUGGAUCAAGCACGCGAGACUGUCAAAAGCAACACCACCUUGGCUGAGUUGGAUGAGGCUUUUGACAAGCUCAUACAGGAGAACUUCCCGGAAGGCAUCAGACCGCAAAGCACGUUGGCCCGCGCGCAGGCUCAGAUCAGAACGAUCAGACAGAAGCUGGGCGAGCUGGAGGAGCUCAUCCAGUCGCCCAUCUCCUUUGAGAACAGUUCGUCUCUGCUGCAAGAAAGCGGAAUGCGGCAGCUGCGCCUGGUGUUGGAUAUCCUGCGUCCCCAUCCUUACUUUGCGAUGAUCGUUGAACAGUCUUCUUCGCACAUGGCUGGUGAACGCUCGAAGACAGUCCAAGACCUGCUGCGGAAGAGCUGUCGGAAUCAGCUGAUCUCCAAGCAGAACAAAGAAAAGAACAAGCAAGUGAAGCUGUCAUGCGACACGGAGACGUGCAACCCCGAGAUAAAGGCGGCUCUGUUGAAGAUGCUUCAGAAGUGCAUCCUCUGA